AUGUCGCCAUAUGUGUUUAAUGCUCUGGCAGUCGCCGUUAUACUAUUAUCAUCUUUUCACUCGGAUAGGUAAGUUUUUAAUUGUGAUCUACCCGGCCAAUUUUUUGAUCUACCCAACCUCAACUAUUUUCUAGAAACCUAGCCGACGCAGCCGCAGCAUGCAAAAGGUUGUGCACCACCAUGUGUUUGCCCGGGAACCAAAGGUGAACGAGGUAGUCAAGGAUACGGAGGUGAACCGGGACAUCCCGGAGCACCAGGUUUAGACGGACCUGAAGGAAAUGUCGGCGCUCCGGGACAAUUCGGAGCCGAAGGAGAUUUCGGAGAUGUUGGCGCGAAAGGAGCGAGAGGAGAUCGCGGUUUGCCGGGAUCGCCUGGUUUCCCGGGAGUCGCUGGAAUGGACGGAUAUCCUGGAGCUAAGGGAGAAGAAGGUAUUCCCGGAUGCAAUGGUACCGAUGUGAGUUUGGCGGGGUUUUGGAGGGAGAAGGGAAAUGAUUUUUGAUACACCUUGAGAUAAUGAAAUUCGUGAGCUUUGAGGUACGGUCGAGUUAGCCAAAAUAUAAAACACUGCAUUUUAGGGUUUGAAUUAAUUUAGAGCAAUUUAAAAUUUAAAAAUUCUAGUGAAUUCUAAAGCUAGAGAAUAAACUUAAGAUCUAGAAAAUCAGGAAAUUAAGGCUAGUCCUAGGUUCAAGAGAGGCUUCUAUCUUGUAAGAAUGUGCAUUAAAAUUAAUCUAGAAUUAUCUCGACAUCGCUCAUGAGUUUUACUCAAAAUUGCACCAAUUAAUCUAAACAUGACUUCAAAAACUAGAACUUUCUGAAAUAUUUCUAAUUGCCACGUCAUAGGUCACGCCUCUCUUUAUUUCUUUCUUCCUCUCUUUGCCUCUUUUUUUUCCCAUUUUUCAAAAAUCAAUUUUUUCGCGCUCGGCAAAGUUUUACAACGUACUAAUGUUUCGAUUUCGAUUUUGAUCUAUCCCUCUCCAAAAAUUCUCAUCUGUCAUUUUCCACCACUCAAUCUCUGUGUCCUCUUCUCAUCUUUUUAAAGGAAGAGAGAGGCGAGAGCCUAGAAAAUGUUAGUGUAAUAGUUUUGUGAUUGACUCAUCGCAUCAACAACAUUUCAUACAUAAUUUUGAAGUGAAGAAAAAUAAAUAUCAAAACACAGUAUCGAUUUUUUGUAGGGUCUCCCUGGAUGGCCUGGUCUUGCUGGGCCACCUGGACCAUCAGGUCCUGGCGGGUUAGCUGGACGACCUGGACUUCCUGGUCCACCAGGAGAAGGUGGUGUCAAUUCACAAGGACGAAAAGGAGACAAGGGAGAAUCUGGUCGGCCUGGUUUGCCAGGACAACAAGGAAAUCCAGGUUAUCCUGGUUUGAAAGGAGCGAAAGGAGAUCCAGGACCGAUGGGUUUGAUGGGAUUCCCUGGAACACCUGGUUUGAAAGGACGAAAUGGUUUGAGAACACCGGGAGUGAAAGGAGAGAAGGGUUUGGCUGGACCGCCCGGACCACCAGGAUCACCUGGAAGUUAUCCAUGGGCUUCGAAACCGAUUGAGAUGGAAGUUUUGCAAGGACCGGUUGGACCAGAAGGUAAGUUUUUUUCAAAUUUAAGAAAAGUUAGUUUGUCAUAUAUUACUAAAAUUUUGAAACGUAUUGUCGAAGUUGAAAAAUGUGGCUGCCAUGAAAAAAUAAAAACCAGUACAGAAUUGAAUAAAUGAAAAAACAUUACUUCGUCAGUCGCGUGCGGUCGGGAAAAAAAAAGAAAAAAAUACAUAAUUGAUUGUUUUCUGACCGCGACGCACAGCCGCGCGCGACUGACAAAGUAAUGUUUUGUUUUUCAACUUCGACAAUAUAAUUUCUUGAUUUUUUUCUAGGAGUGAAAGGAGAAAAAGGACGUGAUGGACCAGUCGGGCCACCAGGAUUGGUUGGAAUUGAUGGGCCACCAGGAUAUCCAGGACUCAAGGGACAAAAAGGAGAUCCAGGAGAUGCUGGACAACGUGUAAGUUUGAGCCUCUGAGAUUCCUUGAAGACACAAUAACGUCUAGAAAUAAACCGUCUUCAACUAAAUUUCGACCAAAAAAACAAUACUAAUUUUCAGGGUAAACGUGGAAAGGAUGGAGUUCCGGGAACUUAUGGAGAAAAAGGAACAUCUGGAGAGCAGGGAGUACCUGGAUUACCAGGAUACAAUGGCCCGAAGGGAGAAGCUGGAGAGCCAGGAUAUCCAGGAAGACAAGGAGAGGAAGGAGAUUGUGGACCGGAAGGAGUAUUCGGAGAGGGAAAAGGUGAUGCUGGACCAAGAGGAACUCAAGGUUACGAUGGUGUUGCUGGACCGAAAGGACUUCCCGGAUCGAAUGGAGUGCCGGGACCAGUUGGAAAUCGCGGACCACCAGGACAACCAGGUUUCCCAGGACAACCUGGAGUUGAUGGAUUGCCGGGAUAUUCAGAGAAAGGAGAUCGGGGAGAAGAUGGUUGGCCAGGUUUCGCUGGAGAAAUUGGUUUGCCAGGAGAGGAAGGAGAUUGUGGAUAUCCAGGAGAAGAUGGUUUGCCAGGUUAUGAUAUUCAAGGACCACCAGGAUUAGAUGGACAAUCGGGACGUGAUGGACAUCCCGGAACACCGGGAGUUAUUGGAGAUCCUGGAUAUCCAGGAGAGAAAGGUUUCCCAGGAACCGGUGUCAACAAAGUCGGUCCAGAAGGUCAACCAGGUCUUCCUGGAGAGCCUGGACCUCCGGGAAGAAUCGGUAUUGAAGGACAACCUGGAUUCCCAGGAGAGCCAGGAUAUCGUGGAGAUGAUUGUGGAUUCUGCCCAGAUGGUUUGCCAGGAGAUAAGGGAGAGUAUGGAAGUCCAGGUUUGGAUGGAUAUCCAGGUCCACAAGGACCAAAUGGUGAAAGCGGAGAUUGUGGAGAACCAGGAGUUCGUGGAAAAGAUGGACUUCCGGGACCAGAUGGUCAUCCUGGAUCAGCGGGAUUACCAGGAAUCCCAGGUUAUACUGGACCGAAGGGAGAAGAUGGAGAGAUUAUUGGACCAAUUGAGAAUCCACCUGGAAUCAGUGGAUUGAAGGGAGAACGUGGAUUGCCAGGAUUACCAGGACGUCAAGGAAACAAUGGACUUCCUGGAUUGGGUGGACCACCAGGACCAGAUGGAUUCCCCGGACUUCCAGGAGAAGUUGGACUUAGCGGAAUUCCUGGAAAGCAAGGAAGAGCUGGAAAUUUGGGAUAUCCAGGACCACCAGGAUUGCCAGGAGAUGGAUAUGAUGGACAACCAGGAGCUGGAGGAAUGAAGGGAGAUCGAGGAGCUGAUGGAUUACCAGGUCUUCCAGGAGCUGCUGGUUUGCCAGGUAUUCCAGCACCAUUGAAAAUCAUCGAUCAAGUCGCUGGAGAACCAGGAGUAGAUGGAGUUCCAGGAUAUCCGGGAGAGAAAGGAGCUGACGGACUUCCAGGUUUGCCAGGACCAGUUGGACCAGACGGAUUCCCAGGCUCACCAGGAGAACGUGGAAUGGAUGGGCUUCCUGGAUUCCCAGGACUCCACGGACAAGCAGGAUCACCAGGUGCACCGGGAGAUAAUGGAUUCCCUGGUGAAGAAGGUGAUUGUGGAGAAGUUGGACUCGACGGGCUUCCAGGAGUUCCAGGAUUGCCGGGAGCACCAGGAGAACCAGGAUAUGGAAUGUUCGGAACUGUUGGUUACCCUGGACCAAAGGGAGAUAGCGGAGAUAAUGGAUUGCCAGGAGCUAAUGGGUUACCAGGACGUGACGGACUUCCAGGAACACCAGGAUAUCCAGGAGAAGCUGGUCAACAAGGACAAGAUGGUUUGCCAGGAACUCCAGGAAUUCCGGGAGAACGCGGAUUGGGCGGAAUCGAUGGAAAGAAGGGUCGCGAUGGUGCACCAGGACUUCAAGGAAAAGACGGAUUACCAGGAUAUCGCGGAGAACCAGGAGCACCUGGACCAAAUGGUCUUGAUGGUUACCCAGGAUCACCAGGAGGUCAAGGAUUCCCAGGAUUGCCAGGACAAGAUGGCGGACCAGGACUUCCAGGAACACCAGGAGAAGAUGGUCUCAUUGGAUUCCCAGGAUUGAAUGGUGAACACGGAACAAAUGGACCACCAGGAGAAGAUGGAGAUUGUGGAUUGCCAGGAGACGACGGACCAAACGGUGUUCCAGGAUAUCCAGGAGAAUCGGGAACUGAGGGAUUACCAGGACUUCCAGGACAAGACGGCAUGCCAGGAUUGAAUGGAGAACCAGGAGAUUCAGGAUCACCAGGAUUGCGAGGAGCACCGGGAGAACCAGGAAACUUGGCUUAUCCAGGAUUGCCAGGAGAUGUGAGUUUUUUUUUUUCUAUUUCAAAAAUUUAGCUCUAAACGAAAAUAUGGAAUGUUUUUGACAAGGAAACCUUUUUACUCAACACUUCAAAUCUUAUUUUCAAAAUUUUUUUUUGAUUUUUUUUAAACUAUGAGCUCCUUGUCAGAAGUACUUCAGAAGAAAAAGCAUAUGAAUAUUCAAUAAUUUUCAGCCGGAGAAUAAAAAUUUCCAAAAUUUUUCGAAAAAAAAAGGUUUUUUAUUGAUAUAGUCUUAGUAAUUCGACUAUGCUGAUGAUUCCCUCCAAAAAUUAUUUUGAGAGCAAGUUCUCAUUACGAAAGCUUGCUAUUCUCAAAAUUUCAUCUAUGUUUCAAGUGUUGAGUAAAAAAGGCUCUCUUGUGAAAAACUUCUGCGCAUAAUUUCAAGCUUCCAAAAAUUCAACCGUCUUUUUCUGUAUAGAAUCGAAAAUGUUCACUAUAAAACCUAAUUUCAGGUCGGAUACCCAGGACCUGAUGGACCACCAGGAUUAGCAGGACCAGACGGUUUGCCAGGUUACAAUGGUGAACGAGGAGAAAACGGAGAUAGCUAUCCAGGAGCCCCAGGACUUCCAGGACCACCAGGAGACAUCGGAUACGAUGGGUUGGAUGGACUUCCAGGACCACCAGGAUAUCCAGGACAUGUUGGAGCACCAGGACUUAAAGGAGAAGCUGGAACACCAGGUUUCCCAGGAGGUCAAGGUCGUGAAGGACAUCCAGGACAACCAGGACUUGAAGGAGAUUGCGGAGAUGAUGGCUUGCCAGGAACACCGGGACUUCCAGGAUAUCCAGGGCAACCAGGAUUGUCUGGCGAGAAGGGAUAUCCAGGACAACCAGGAGAUAGCGGAGCACCAGGAUUGCCGGGAGCUUACGGAAAUGUUGGUUUGCCAGGAGAAAGAGGAUUGGAUGGUCUUCCAGGUGAGUAGAGUUUUAUAAAUUAUGUGACGUGGCAGUUAAGAAAUCACAAAAUUUUAAAAAUGCCCUACUUUGAGAAAUGGAUCGAGAAGUUCACGUUACAAAGUAAAUGUUUCUGAUUUAUCUCAAAAUUUUCGCUUUCGCCUCAUUUCUUAUUUCGAUACUAGUCUAAACAAGUUUCCGAUAUUUAUAUUCAAAAACGAAUUUCAAAAUUUUCAGGAUACCCUGGAGCACCUGGUUUGAGUGGAAUGCCAGGAAAUGUCGGAUAUCCGGGAGCACCAGGAGAAAACGGCGACAAUGGAUUGCCGGGACGCGAAGGAGCACCAGGAUUGCGCGGAGAAAAUGGGCAACCAGGACUUCCUGGAUUCGCAGGACAAGACGGACUCCCAGGGCCAGUUGGACCACCAGGAGAUGAUGGAGCACCAGGAUUGCCAGGAGUUGAUGGAUACGGUCAACCAGGACAAGCUGGAGAGCCAGGUUAUCCAGGAGCUGAUGGUUUGCCAGGUCAACCAGGACUUAAUGGGGAGCCAGGAACACCAGGACAAUUCGGUAUGCCAGGUCUUCAAGGACAACCAGGAGAACCAGGAGUGCCUGGAUAUCCAGGAGAACGCGGUUUGCCAGGAUUGGACGGAAAACGUGGACACGAUGGUGCUCCAGGAACACCAGGACUUCCAGGAAUGGAAGGAGUUACUGGACCAGACGGUGAAUGCGGAGAUGAUGGUUUACCAGGUUAUCCAGGUCAACCAGGAUCGAAUGGUUAUCCAGGAGAGCGUGGAACACCAGGUUUCCCAGGAAAUCAAGGAUAUCCAGGAGAGCCAGGAUAUCCGGGACAACCAGGAUUGCCGGGAUCGAAGGGAGAACGAGGAAUGGAUGGUUUCCCAGGACCAGAUGGUCUUCCAGGAACUCCAGGAAGAAUCGGACGACCAGGACCACCAGGAUUCGCACCUUUGCCACUCACUAAUCCACCAGGAUCACAAGGAGAACCAGGAUAUCCAGGAGAAAAGGGUUAUCCAGGUCUUCCAGGAGACAACGGAUAUCCAGGGCCACCAGGAAAAGCUGGAUACCCGGGAACAUCAGGACUCGAUGGUCUUCCAGGAACUCCAGGAUAUCCAGGAGCACCAGGACAUAUGGGAGAAGGAGGACCGGCUGGAGUUAUCGGAAGAGCCGGUUAUCCAGGACAACCAGGGCCACCAGGAUAUCCAGGACAACCGGGAGGUUGGGCACCAAGUCGUGGAUUCACCUUUGCCAAGCACUCGCAAACUACCAAUAUCCCACAAUGUCCACCAGGAUCUUCACAACUCUGGGAUGGUUAUUCGUUGUUGUAUGUUCAAGGAAACGGAAGAGCGUCAGGACAAGAUCUUGGUAAGUUAAAACAAAAAUGUUACUUUGCUAUGAAAGUACAUAUCAAAAUAAUUAGAUUAAUAAAGAAAAUUUUGAUUUUUAGGUCAACCUGGAUCCUGCCUUUCGAAAUUCAACACAAUGCCAUUUAUGUUCUGUAACAUGAACAGUGUUUGCCACGUGUCAAGCCGUAACGAUUAUUCAUUCUGGUUGUCGACCGAUGAACCAAUGACACCAAUGAUGAAUCCAGUAAGUUUUGAGAAAUUAUUUUCAAUUCCUAAUUCAACUCUCUUAUUUUUUCUAGGUUUCCGGCACAGCCAUUCGCCCCUACAUUUCUCGUUGUACCGUUUGCGAAGUGCCAACUCAAAUCAUCGCGGUUCACUCGCAAGAUGUCACAGUUCCACAAUGUCCACAAGGAUGGAGUGGAUUAUGGUCGGGUUACUCAUUUGUUAUGCACACAGCCGCCGGCGCUGAAGGAACCGGACAAAGUUUGCAAUCACCUGGUUCAUGUUUGGAAGAGUUCCGCGCAGUUCCAUUCGUUGAAUGUCACGGUAGAGGAACUUGCAACUACUAUGCAACAAAUCACGGUUUCUGGUUGUCAAUUGUUGAUCAAGACAAACAAUUCCGCAAACCAAUGUCACAAACAUUAAAGGCUGGCGGAUUGAAAGAUCGUGUCUCAAGAUGUCAAGUUUGUCUCAAAAAUCGAUAA
This is a messenger RNA of Caenorhabditis angaria, 7270 nucleotides long. NCBI's taxonomy places the organism in Eukaryota, Metazoa, Nematoda, Chromadorea, Rhabditida, Rhabditidae. The record is from the annotation of a GenBank genome assembly.